Chenopodium quinoa (quinoa) is the source of this 1205-nucleotide messenger RNA. RefSeq names its product protein MAINTENANCE OF MERISTEMS-like. The transcript is spliced from 3 exons. NCBI's taxonomy places the organism in Eukaryota, Viridiplantae, Streptophyta, Magnoliopsida, Caryophyllales, Amaranthaceae. The record is from RefSeq and is a predicted model, not a curated record. The coding region runs from base 300 to 1103 and encodes 267 amino acids.
CGGAUCAGGCAGAAUUAUUGGCGGAGCUGUUGGCGGUGGAUAGGGCUGCGCUGUACACAGCGGCACUUGGUGUGUGGGAUCACGGCGGUGUUAAGAUCGCAGCAGUUUUGCAGCGAUGUUUGCACCCCACUUCACGUAGGACGCAGGACACACAGCUGGCUGCAUAUGUUUUUCUUCUUCUCGGGUGUACCUUGUUUCCGGAUAAGAGCGGAAACAAGCUCAGGCCACGCGACAUAGUUGACGCGUGUGAGCCCGACAGAGUAGGCCAGUUUUCUUGGGGGUCGGCUACAUUAGCGUACAUGUAUCGCCAGUUAGGAUUCUCGAGCCGGGCUGAUGCGGCAGGUAUCACUGGAUGUAUGACGUUGUUACAGACGUGGAUAUACGAGUAUUUCCCGGCGUUUCGACCACACCGCGACCCGGUUCCUAUUGGGGAUGGCCAGCCACGUGCCUGUGCGUGGAGUCCGCGUGUCGAGAAGAAGUCCAUUGACCGCCUGCGAUCGAUACGGUUAUUGCUUGACAGGAUGUCCCCAUUAGAGGUGAACUGGAUGCCUUUCGGCCAGAACCCUAGUAAUAGGGUACCCAGGACCCUCUACACGGGACUGAUUCAGUAUCGUGAGAUCGUAGAGGCGUACAUGCCGCAGCGCUGUCUUCUCCAGCUUGGAUAUGUCCAAGUUGUUCCUCCUCCACCAGCAUGGCCCAGUAAGGCCGUCCGAUCUGCGUCGUUGAAGGAGUACGUCGUCCAAUGGCCGGCAAGCAUGAUUGGCACGUGGGAGCAGUUUCCGAUGGUUGCCCGCAUAUGGAUUGAGCAGUUGCAGCGGCCGCCAACUGGGGUGGCUGCCAUGUGUGACCAGCACUACAUGGAGUGGUACAACCGGCACUCACACCCGAGGUUGAUCAGAGACGUCCACCACGGCGACGACGCCGAUGAUGAUGAUGUGCCACCGCCCACUGCCGUGGAUGCGUGGAUGGGAAAGAUGACGCAGUUGGGACACAGACUUUUUGAGGAGAGGGACAACAUGACGACUGCAACAGGCAGAGCUGUUAUUGAUGAACUGGAACGGGCCCUUGAGCAGUGGCAGUGGGCGUCACAGAGAGAUUAUUGAUAUGUCGGCAGUGCAUUUAUAAAACAUUUUCCUAGUUGUUUGUAAAAGUUAACAUUAUCUGUUCUUAUAAUUAUUAUUUUAAGUUCUUAGAAUUUGACAUUA